GCCACCUCUCUCUGCCUCCCGAUUCCAUUCCAUCUCCUCCAAUCUGCCAUCUUCCGUUUCUAACCUGCCAACUCUCCGAAACGCCAUCCCAGCAGCCCUACGUCGGUUCGCCAUAAAAUGGCGAAACCUUUGAGUCCAACAAUCCCGGAUCCAUCUCUCAGCAGGCCGUUCGACAACGUUGGCGGACCCCCCAAGCUCUUUCAUACACUCCGCCAGGAACAGAACUCUGUCCUCAGUCUGGCCGCCGACGCGAGUCACGUCUACAGCGGCAGCCCCACCGGAGAUAUCUCCGUAUGGGACAAGCACACGCUCAAACUGAAGACCUCGCUCAGAGGACAUACUGGCAGUGUCCUCGCCCUCGAGUACGCCCCUGACAAGGAGUGGCUCUUUAGCGCAUCUGGCGACAGCACAAUACGUAUUUGGAGCACGCGGUCUCUCUGUCCACUCUAUAUUCUCAAUCCGCACGGCGAAACUGAUGCAGGCGACCUCUUCUCGCUCGCCUGGUCUCCUGCGCUUCGGACACUCUACAUCGGGUGCCAAGACACGUCUCUGCAGUGGUUCACCUUUCCCGUAUCGCCAUUCCCCUCUUCAAGUUCGUUUGCCUCCGGAUCGACGUUCCUCGACUCGCCCGACGCCAGCGGGCGCUCCACACCAACACGUCGCGUGCACAAGUUCUUUGACAGCUACCCGCAAUACCAGCGCCGCCCCGCGGAUCUAUUCGCACGCAAUCCGACGUGCUUGGGCUGCUCGAGUGGCUCGCCUCCUCCGACACCUCCGUUGACGUCAUCCUCCCUACCGAGCACAUCCGGCUCGCCUUCGAGCUCAACGCAAGCGCUGCAGCGUCCCUUGAUCAUGCUGCAGGUACCACCAGCAAAUGUGAUCUACUCCGCCCACUACGGAUAUAUCUACUGCAUGGCGCUGGUCCCGAGCUCGCGUGAAGCUUCGGACGAUCCGCCCUUCGGAGCGGAGGCAGAUGGCGAGAUGCGCGAUCUACAGCUCGUCACCGGAAGUGGCGAUGAGACUGUGAAGCUGUGGCAAUUGGCUCCUGGGAACCCAACACCGAUUCUCCUGCACACGUUCGAGUGUUGCACAGGUGCAGUGCUCGCGGUCGCAGUGCGCGGUGAGACGGUCUUCGCUGGUUGCCAAGAUGGGCAUGUCAAGGUCUGGGACCUUGAGACUCGAACUCUUGUUCGCAUUCUCAUCGUGGUUGAGAAUGUGGACAUCCUUUCCUUGUCACUACUCCAUUCAGACUUAUAUGUAUGCUCUGCCAACGGAGAAGUACAGCGCUGGUCCUCCCAGUUUGAUUGCACUGCAUCCUGGAAAGCCCACGAAGGAAUCGUCCUCUCCUCAAUUGUAACCAGCAUUCCAUCUUCCCCAUCUGCCGAUGCCGACCUGCGCGAAUCGGACACGACAGCAUGCUCUUCCCCGGCCGUGUUCGCUUUGGUGACAGGCGCGAACGAUGAUAACAUCAAAAUCUGGGAGGUCGAGCCACCGAAAUUGAAGCUGCUUAGUCCAUUGUCCUUGACAUUUGAUAUCGAUCUCGGCGACGCAAGCAAUGAAACAAUGGUGUAUGCCUUAUCUAAACUCGUCUCGAUCCCGAGCGUCAGCAAUUCCCUUGCGCAUCGGGAGGAUUGCCGGCAAGCGGCGAUCUGGUUGCGCAAAUGCUUCACUCAGCUCGGAGCUGUGUCUUCAUUGUUACCGACUGGUGACAGCACAAAUCCCCUUGUCUUCGCCACCUUCCAAGGGACGCAAACGAAGCGCAAGCGUCCGCGAAUCCUCUUUUACGGGCACUACGAUGUUAUCGCCGCUUCUCACCGAGGAUGGCAGUCUGAUCCCUUUACGUUGACUGGACGCAAUGGCUAUCUGUAUGGCCGUGGCGCAACUGAUAACAAGGGCCCCGUCGUGGCUGUGGCGUGCGCGGCCGCAGAAUUGCUCCGUCGACGUGCGCUUGAUCUUGAUCUGGUGCUCUUGAUCGAGGGUGAGGAGGAAGCGGGGAGCGGAGGAUUCGCUGAGACGGUACGGAAGAACAAGGAUGCAAUCGGGCCGAUCGAUGCUAUUCUUGUGAGCAAUUCGACGUGGAUUGCGGAGGACACGCCUUGCAUCACGUAUGGAUUACGCGGGGUGGUGCAUUGUCACGUCGAGAUUUCCUGCAAAGGACCCGAUCGGCAUUCUGGCGUGGAUGGAGGAGCUACGGUAGAACCUAUGCUGGACAUGCUCAAGCUCCUCGGCACCCUCAUCGAUGGGCAAAAUCGCGUGACAAUACCCGGAUUCUAUGACAGUGUGCACCCGAUAACGAGAGAGGAGGAGCAUUUAUACUCGGUGCUUUCAGGGAUCACGCAUACGCCAGCAUCCUCACUUGCUGCACGUUGGCGCGAACCGUCUUUAACAGUGCACAAUGUCGAGGUAUCUGGUCCACGGAACUCGACAGUCAUACCUGCGACAGUGAAAGCUCAUGUCUCCCUGCGCAUCGUGCCGGACCAGGAUCUGAACACUGUCGCGAACGCCUUGUGUGAACAUCUUCAGUGGUCCUUUGAGAAGAUGCACUCGCCAAACAAGCUGAAGGUCCGCAUAGACCGAACCGCGGACUGGUGGCUCGGGAACCUGGAUGAUCCGUGGUUCCACGCACUUGAGGACGCAGUGCGAGACGAGUGGGGGCAGGAGCCUCUGCGGAUACGAGAGGGCGGGUCCAUACCGUCCCUUCCGUAUCUAGAGAAAGAGUUCUCCUGCCAUGCGCUCCACCUGCCAAUGGGCCAGAGCUCGGACCAGGCCCAUUUGCCGAACGAGCGAAUAUCCCUGUCGAAUCUGCGCCGCGGCAAGCUGGUCGUGGAGCGCUUUCUACAGAACGUGGCAAAGCUAGAACCGUCGCAUCCUAGUGUUGGGAGUCCCGAGAAUCUGGACGGCUCUCCAUAGCCUUCAGACUGUCAGACGUAUCGUGCAAUACGAUAUGACGUAUAAGCCCUUUCUUCUUCCACUCUCUUUCGCUGCUAUCGGUACGUUCCAGUCGUUUGCUCUACAGCAUUGCUCAUGAUACCAGAAUGUAACAUCUCUCAUCAUAUCUUGUUGUCUCGCAUCUCAUCUUUCAUCACGGACUCUCGGAUUCCUUGUAGAUCUGUGUAUUGUAAAUUAGAAUGAAAUAACAGUGUUUUUGU
Laetiporus sulphureus 93-53 is the source of this 3149-nucleotide messenger RNA. Its product is annotated as Zn-dependent exopeptidase. The transcript is spliced from 21 exons. Gene Ontology annotation, biological process: proteolysis; glutathione catabolic process. The coding region runs from base 118 to 2910 and encodes 930 amino acids. Gene Ontology annotation, molecular function: protein binding; peptidase activity. Lineage: Eukaryota; Fungi; Basidiomycota; Agaricomycetes; Polyporales; Laetiporaceae. The record is from RefSeq and is a predicted model, not a curated record.